Messenger RNA from Lathyrus oleraceus (garden pea), 1713 nucleotides. RefSeq lists its product as uncharacterized. The record is from RefSeq and is a predicted model, not a curated record. The transcript is spliced from 3 exons. NCBI's taxonomy places the organism in Eukaryota, Viridiplantae, Streptophyta, Magnoliopsida, Fabales, Fabaceae. The coding region runs from base 102 to 1547 and encodes 481 amino acids.
UGUUCUGACAAGUAUUAAGUUUGCAAAAUCUUGUCCCCCUUGGUUUAGACCUUUAUAAUUGGUUUAGACCUUUACAUUUGACCUAAAUUUGCAACUCGAUCAUGGUUCUUUCCUUCGUUUACCGUUUGAUUUUUCGUCUGAUGGCUGUGAUCAUGGCUGUUUUUCAAUUUCAAACUAAGGAGCAAACAAUGUCUUUGAAGAUUCUGGUAAACACAGAUACUAACAAAGUUGUAUUUGCUGAAGCAGAUAAAGAUUUUGUGGACAUUCUCUGCAGCUUCUUAACAUUUCCAUUAGGUACCGUUGCAAAACUUGUUCAGAAAGACUCAGAAAUAGGUCCAAUUACAAUUGGUUGUCUCAACUCUCUCAAUCAAAGUGUGCAAAAUCUUGGCUUGUUGACUAGUUAUAACUCAUCGGAAGAGUAUUACAAUACUCUCAAAAUUAACAUUGAUGAUACUGUGCCCACAAAGUACUUCAUCUGUUCCAGUUUUGAUGAGUUUUAUUAUCAAUGUUGUUAUUUGAGCUUAGGCACCAAAAAUCAUUAUUGUGAAUUUGGGCAUCCUUUAUCCCGUUUAGUUUCCCUGUCAUCUUCCAUGUUUCAGAUUUGUUUUGGAUUUGUGAAGCCUAAUACAAGUUUUGUCAUCAGUGAUGAUUUAAUUGUGUUGCCGCACUCCAUGGAUUACACAAUCUUUGAUCUCACCAACAACUUCGGAAUAAGAAGCACAAGUUCAAUCAAAGAAAUGAUUGUCAAUGUCACUAAGGACAAGGUAUUGGAUCUGUUGAAGUGUUCGUUAUUUUCCAAGACACCUCUAACCGAUGUGUUUUUAGGAAUGAAACCUCUUAUUGACAGAUCAAUAAUUUUCUCAUGUGAUGUUAAUAACAUUUUUAGAGGUGAUUAUAUUGAUAUCACAGUGAAGCUAGUUAUAAGAAAAUCAGAUGAUAUUAUAUUGUAUGCUCAAGGGGGACAGGAUUUUGCAGAGUUGAUUAUACGAUUUCUAACAUUUCCGUUGGGUGGGGUUUUACGCAAGUUAGAAGGUAAUAAUUCUUUGGGUAGUAUUGAAGGAUUUUGCAAGAGCAUAGCCGAUUUAAAUGAAGACAAGUAUAUCAUAUUAGAAGCAAAGAAAAGGCUUAUGGAGCUAAAUGUUCUGCAUUAUUAUUGUCAUGUUCAUGGUAAUACUACUCCCAAUCAAAGAAAAGCUGAAGUCACACUUUUCAAAAGUAAUGAAGUUUGUAAUGAUGUGCAAAAUCUAGUAAAAAUGAAAUUGGUUAAUACCAUUACCAUACCGCCUACGGAACGUCCUGGAAGUUAUACCAAGACACCAGAAAUGUAUAUGGUUACGGAUGAUCUGGUCGUAGAGCCGUUGCUGUCUCCAGUUUCAUCAGUAUUUUUACUUAACCGUUUCGAAACUUCACUUAACGAUUUGAAGGAAAAAGUUGUCACCAUUGGCAUCAAAGAGAGUCUGAGCAUAUUUAAGGAAGCUUUAAACUCAACAUCGGCACUCACAAAUGGUCUCCGUCACCUGUUAACCCAAGUUAAGAAGGAGAAAUGAGAAAGAUGAACAUUGUGUUGUUGUUUAAGGAAAGUUAGUUAUGGGCAACAUUGCUAGAAUUUCUGUAUUGUUGUUGUUAUUCAAUAUAUAGCAUUAUUGUUAAGAUCUUUAAGUAUUGGAGUACCGAUUUCUGGGUUUAGAAUGACAUAUUUGCUUCUUUUCCUCU